Messenger RNA from Loxodonta africana (African savanna elephant), 1192 nucleotides. RefSeq names its product protein tyrosine phosphatase receptor type C associated protein (gene PTPRCAP). The record is from RefSeq and is a predicted model, not a curated record. The coding region runs from base 393 to 1007 and encodes 204 amino acids. The transcript is spliced from 2 exons. Lineage: Eukaryota; Metazoa; Chordata; Mammalia; Proboscidea; Elephantidae.
CAACAGUUACCUCCCAGAAUCCUGCCAGGCAGGAAACUGAGGCAGGAGACCUGUGGACGCCUCUGAGGCUGUGCCCUGCUCUUGGCUGGGUGCCCAGUUCCUUGUGCCCAGUUCCUCCUUCUGGAGGCCUGGCCACAGGCCCUGUGGCCCUAGCCACAACCUUUGAGGCACAUACCGAUCAGGUCAUUUGUGGAUCCAGAUGGGCCUUUGGGGCCCCGGGGACCACCAUCAGGGUCCUGAGCAGGGAGGGCGGGGCCGGGUGUUUGGGCAGGAAGCGGAAGAGUUGGGGCACCCCUACACACUCUACAUCCCGGCGGGGAGAACAAGAGCUCACUUCUCGCUCAACACUGCCAGGGCUGGAGGUGGGCGCCCGGCGCCAAGACAGCCGACCCAUGGCUCUGCCCGGCGCCCUGGGGCUCGGGACCCUGCUGGCCCUGCCGGGGGCACUGGCCUCAGGCGACAGCACAGAGGAUGUGUCAGGCUCCAGCUCUGUCACCAUCGUCUUGCUGCUGCUGCUACUCCUGCUGCUGGUCACUGCCCUGGCACUGGCCUGGCGCCGCCUCAGCCGUGACUCAGGGGGCUACUACCACCCGGCCCGCCUGGGGGCUGCGCUGUGGGGCCACACGCGUCACCUGCUGUGGGCCAGCCCCCCAGGUCGCUGGCUUCGGGCCCGGGCUGAGCAGGGGUCCCUGGACAAUGACCCCGAGCAGCAGGAGGAUGAGGAAGACGCCGAAGACUACAUCAUGGAUGGCGGCCUAGGGGUGGCCGGACCCCAGGAAGAGCAGCAGCUGUUUGGAGGGGGGCCCAGCCCAGGGCAGGCCCCAGAGAGGGCGGAGGAGGCCCAUGACGGCGAUGCCGAGGGGUGCCUGGGCAUCCAGGGGCCGGUGGGCUCGGGAGGCAGCGCCGAGGCCCUGCUCAGUGACCUCCACGCCUUUGCUGGCAGCGCAGCCUGGGACGACAGCGCUAGGGCAACUGGGGGCCAGGGCCCCCACGUCACCGCACUCUAGGGGCCAGGCUUUGUCCCCAUCACACCCAAGCUGCCACACCUGGACACAGCCUGCCCUGGACCCACGUCACCCACACCCCGCAAGGACUCUAAUGCCCCCUACAAGUUCCUGUCCCCAUUCCCCCACUCCCCAUCCCCAGGAUAAGAGAACAGCCUUUAGAAAUAAAACUCUCGUUUCCAGCCCAA